Messenger RNA from Ceraceosorus bombacis, 1017 nucleotides. The record is from the annotation of a GenBank genome assembly. Lineage: Eukaryota; Fungi; Basidiomycota; Exobasidiomycetes; Ceraceosorales; Ceraceosoraceae.
AUGUCUCUCAUCGUGCCCAGCUCGUCGCAGGGCGAAGGAUCAUCGCACACGGUCAUACAAAGAGUGACGUACGACGCCUUGCCUUACCACGAUAGAGAGUUGGAAAAUGUGCCCGGUCUCAAAUCUCGUGUAGACAAGGAAAUACAAGCGGAACUGCAGUCGAUUGCGGCGAGAGACAAGGCUAGUGGAGGAGCGAUUGGUGUUGUGAAGGAAAGGUUGCCUGUCGAACCGAAAUUGUUCGAGGUGAGAGCCGCGCGCGGCGUGUUUGAUCAGACGAAUGUAUGUGAUGCUGAUCAUAAAGUACUGAUGUUUGUCCCACUAUCUUCACCCCUGGCAGCACCGAUCUGACUUGCAAGCAGAGCUGAGCCGUAUUGCCGAAGGCAACAAAACCAAAGCCAUCGAUGGUAGUCGUUAUGCCCUCUCAUCGCCCUCUGGAGAUGGAGCUUCGGAUGCUAACGCGUGGGACGAAGCUUUGAGUCAAGCGGAGGCGGCUUUGGGACAUGCGAAUGUUCGCAGAAGCAAUUUGGAGUUGGAGAAAAAGUUCGGUGGUGAGUUGUUGACUGAAUAGAUGAGCUGUGGCGGGGAUGUUUAAUGUUUUGGAGGGGCGUCAAUCGAGUGGCGUAUAGACAAGCUGGCGCAUACCCGGUGCGGGUACGGUAUGUGGCCGCUUUGAGUCUUCCUCAGAUCUUCUGACACUCUGGAUACGUGGCUCUUCGCUCGGCAGCAAACUUGUGGAGGCUUCACAACUUUCAGCAAGAGUCCAUGUUGCGUCAAUACGAAAAGGCGGUGGAGGAUAUGCGUACACAGACUGCCGAUCUCAACCGAUCCAGAAAAAUGUCACAAACGCAGGGAGGAGAGACAUUGAGCAGGCUAGAAAGCAAAUGGGCUGAAUGCAUCUCGAGAAAUUUGCAGGUCGAGGUGGCGACGCUGCAAGGAUUGGCAGAGGUGGAAGAAUUGAAGGGCAAGAGGGAAGAAUUGCAAACGAGGCUGGCGCAGCUCGAUGCUGAGGCGAGAUGA